Molecule: messenger RNA, 4164 nt
Organism: Babesia sp. Xinjiang
Lineage: Eukaryota; Apicomplexa; Aconoidasida; Piroplasmida; Babesiidae
Product: 5'-3' exoribonuclease 1
Exons: 1
Coding region: 1-4164 (1387 amino acids)
Biological process (GO): nuclear-transcribed mRNA catabolic process
Cellular component (GO): nucleus
Molecular function (GO): RNA binding; 5'-3' RNA exonuclease activity
Source: RefSeq, a predicted model, not a curated record
AUGGGAGUUCCUGGAUUUUUCAAGUGGCUGGCGCAGCGGUACCCUCUCAUAUGUGAAACGUAUCGAGGAUCCGCUGCUGAGAAGGAUGACGCCUUCCGCCUGCUCAGGUCGCUUGAACGAUCAGAGGACGAUGAGGAAUCCAAAAAUGUACCCGAUGGAUUCGAUAAUCUCUACCUAGAUGUCAAUGGAAUCGUUCAUAACUGUUCCCAUAGCAUCGAAGAACUCUGUCAAGGCAUACGAUGUGAGGAAGAUAUUUUUAUACUCAUAUUUCAAUACAUUAACAAUCUAGUUAAGAUUGUACGGCCACGGCAACUGCUGUACCUAGCCGUCGAUGGAGUUGCGCCAAGGGCUAAAAUUGUCCAGCAGCGUGACAGACGUUACAGGAGUGCACGAGACCGUAAUAAAAAUGAAGUUAUAUUCAAAACAAUGCAAGAAGAACAGGAUCCGCAAGUUAAAGUAGAAGAAAAAGAUGAAAAUCAAUUCAAAUUCGAUCCUAUCGAAAUAACCCCCGGGACACCAUUUAUGCAACGAUUAUCAGACAGACUAAAGUACUUCGCUCACAUGAUGAUCCAUGAAAACAAGUUUUCCAGGAACCUUAAAAUCGUGGUUAGUGGAUCGGAUGUACCCGGUGAAGGAGAACAUAAGAUUAUGGAAUACAUACGUAACGACAAAGCCCGUAGACAUGAUCAGGACCGUGCUGGGAUGUCAAAGCAGUACGUAUCACACUGUAUAUAUGGACUCGAUGCGGAUCUCAUCCUUCUGGCACUUGCAACGCAUGAACCUUACAUAUGUUUAUUGAGAGAACAGAUAUACUUCUCCAAUAAACACUCGCAGGUCAGGAUGAUGAUGAACAUGAAUGACUAUGUAUUCUUGCACAUAGGGAUACUCAGGGAAUAUCUACUUAACGAUAUGAUCCUAUCUGAUGAUUUAAGAAUACGCCCUAGAACGAUAGACAGGGUUAUUGAUGAUUUUGUUUUCAUAUCAUUGUUCAUGGGCAACGAUUUUUUACCACAUGGUAAAUUUGCUAAAAUUCAGGAUGGAGGACUUAACACAUAUCUCCGCUAUUAUGCCAAAUUCAUCGAUGAUAAGUUUAAAGCUACACCUUUUGGUGAUAUAUGGCUGGUAACGGGAUGUGGAGAAAUACAUUGCUUUAAUCUACUUAGUUUCCUACAUGUACUCUCGAGACGUGAGUACGGCAAAAUUACAGAUGAAUUGAAGGGAACCAAUGAAAGUAAUAACAAACAUGAAGGAAGAAGGGGACAUAAACCUGUUGACGGCGAAAUCACCGUUGUGGAUGUAGCAAACUGCUGCAUCUCAAAGGACACUUCGGAAUUCAAAAGUAGAUUCCGUGGUCAACCCACAUCAGUACCUGAGUGGAGAUCGCGGUAUUAUCUUGCGAAGAUGGGAAUUGCAAGUGAUGUCAUAGUUCAUCGGCUUAGUAGUAACUUUGACCCUGAUACACAACGCAGUACCAUACCUGAGGUCGUACGUGACUACCUGGUUGGCCUACAGUGGGUCAUGGAUUAUUAUUACCAUGGUGUCCCCUCGUGGACGUGGCAUUUACGUUGCAAAUAUCCACCGCUUAUAUAUGACGUAAAGAACUUCCUACAAGAAUUGAAAAAGGAACAUGACAGGCUCAGUCGUCCAGCUGUAUGGUCAGAUGCCGCAGUAACAUUGUCACAACUAAUGGAUAUUAGAUUCGACCUCUCCUCUCCGGUUACCCCGUUUGAACAACUGAUGAUGGUAUUGCCGCCGUCGUCGGCUCACCUUCUUCCAAGCAUAUUCGCGAGUAUCAUCACCGAUCCGGAGUCACCUCUGAAAAAGUACUACCCAGAGAAUUUCGAUAUCGAUAUGGACGAUACUAACGUACAAUGGGGAGGUGUAACACUUUUACCAGUGGUUCCGCCAAUGAAGUUGAGGAGCUUAAUGAACGGAGCUUUGCACUCAAACGGUGAUACUAAGUUCCAAGCUGGUCCUCAAGAUGCACUGCUUUACAUGGAAUCUAGCAAGCUUUCGGAAGACGAAAAGUUGAGAAAUGGUGAAGGAAUAGCUAGGAUAUAUUACUAUGAUCCCACAGUGCCAGGAAAAACAAUCAAGUCACCAAUGAAAUUUUUCCCGGAUAUACUGCAUUGUCAGGUGACAUACAGACCGUUUUACAAUCCGACACUGAGACGUGGUCAAUCAUUCCCACCACAACUCAUGAUGUAUGAUCAGGCUGCAGCUACCUUCGGUAGUCCUAGCUGCCAGAGGGGUUACAACAUUUGGUUCCCCUCACUGAACUCCAUACCAUUCACGCCAUUCGUACGUGGAGGAGUUCAAAUAUUCCAAAUGAAAUCAUAUUUACCAAGUUUGUUCCUUUGGAUAAAGCAACCGCUACAUAGUGGCGCUGUGCGCAAUUUCAGUAAUGCUUCAAAGGCCAAAUACGUCACGGUUGGAUAUCCGUACCAACACAUUGGAAGACUGGAAGCAAUAUAUACCCCUUAUGUGACAAUUCAAGAUGGAAAUGUAUUUAUGGGCAAUCCGAGGGAACUUGCGGAUAUGUUAGUGGCCGUACGACAGGACAUGGUGAAAAGGGGUAUAGUAGUCAGUUUGGCAUGCCCAGAUCCAAAUAUUCACAUCGAGUGUGACCAAAGUACAUUAAUGAGGAGUGCAGAGCUCAUAUCUAAAAUGUUCAUCGGUCUUCCAGGAUGCGCGCUUACGUCUAAUAUGCCAUCUGUACAACAAGCAAAAAUAGCAGGUCUGGACAACAUAUGUGAAAACGUCGUUGUACAGUACCGUCUGGUGGAUAUUAACCUACAGGAUACCACGAAAUCAGAACGUGCUAUAAUCACCUUCGUACGUUUUGUAGAUCAUGUAGCAGAAGGUGUACCACAACUGAAUCGUACAGUAUACCUUGAUGAAAUGAAAUAUAAACCGGAUAUGAUAUUGUCAAACCAGCUCAAUGAGAUGGUGGCACUUAAGAAUGCAGUUAAACAACAUGAGUUGACAUAUGGAAGGUUUUCUAAGCCGUUAGUAAAGGUGAUAUGUGUAAUGGAAGGGUCACUGUAUGGCUGUGUAGGAGCAAUCCGUGACGUCGGAAAUACAUUUGAGGAUGUUAGUGCAGUCUUCCCGAUCCCUGACUACACAGUCACCAUUGCUGCCAAUGCAACCCACCUAUUUGAGCGGCAUGUAAAAAUAGCGCUGCUAAUAAAAGCGAGGCCAACUAUAAAGUGGUACAAAUUGCCCGAGAUUUGUCAGAUGUUGAAUAUGGCAAUUACCACUGCCUCGGCAACUUUUCACCUACUGACUUCGGGGACCUUCCACGAUGAAGUAGGUAUGAACCUAGUACUUUGGAAUGAAGAGAAAUCAUGUGUAAUGUGUCUUCCUGGUUACACUCGCUGUUCAAACGAGGUGCUUGUAAAUCCACAAAUGGCAGAUCCCGAUAUGCUUCUGAUGAAUGUGGAGUACUCUGAGGGAGUGUUGGAACUAGUCAGUGGUUAUCGCGAGCGUUUCCCGGAAAUAUUUGAACAUUUUGACAAAAGCAAAGUAAGACCGAAUAACUCUGCCCGGGGCGGCUACAGGUACCACAUUAAUUUGGAUCAUGUGUUUACCGGUACACCGGAGGUUGUGGAAUAUAAGAAGGAACAAUUGCAGGAAUAUUUAGCUGCACAACCGUUCCGCCGGUUGAAACUCACAGUAGGAACUUACAGUUGUUAUACAGAGGAUACUAUUGAAGAGAUAUCAACUAUAUACGAUGAGAACUCAAUGCCUGAUACUGGACAUAUGGCUACUUGUGUAUUAGUUCGAUUGACACACAUCAAAAACUUCCAUAUACCCUCUUUCCAUACAGGUACAGUAUUUAUGCGAGAAGAAGAGGUUAGGUUGGGCCUCUCUGUUGUGUACAUCAACCAUAAUGAAGCAGUGCCUCUGGGUACACGGGGCACUAUCGUUGGGAUUUACCCACAAAAUCCUGACGGCACAGGAAGAUUAUUUGAGUUAAUUUUAGAUCGUCCAUACGUUGGCGCAAGUCAACUGUUUGGACGUUGUGGGAACAUGCGAGGCGUAUUCGUCUCGGUUACGGACAUAUUACCUAUCUUUGCCCAUGGAAUAUUGGACAUCGAUACAUGGUAUAUGCUUAAUCAAGCUAAAGAUCGGGCCAACACACCGUACAUAAGUUACGCGUAA